Molecule: messenger RNA, 1368 nt
Organism: Caenorhabditis briggsae
Lineage: Eukaryota; Metazoa; Nematoda; Chromadorea; Rhabditida; Rhabditidae
Exons: 1
Source: RefSeq, a predicted model, not a curated record
AUCGCCACCUCGACCGCUGAGACUACUACAGUUCCGACAUCUUCAGCUGAGACCUCGACAAUUGCCACCUCGACCGCUGAGACUACUACAGUCCCGACAUCUUCAGCUGAGACCUCGACAAUCGCCACCUCGACCGCUGAGACUACUACAGUUCCGACAUCUUCAGCUGAGACCUCGACAAUUGCGGCCUCGACCGCUGAGACUACUACAGUCCCGACAUCUUCAGCUGAGACCUCGGCAAUCGCCACCUCGACCGCUGAGACUACUACAGUUCCAACAUCAUCAGCUGAGACCUCGACAAUUGCCACCUCGACCGCUGAGACUACUACAGUUCCGACAUCUUCAGCUGAGACCUCGACAAUUGCCACCUCGACCGCUGAGACUACUACAGUUCCGACAUCUUCAGCUGAGACCUCGACAAUUGCCACUUCGACCGCUGAGACUACUACAGUUCCGACAUCUUCAGCUGAGACCUCGACAAUUGCCACUUCGACCGCUGAGACUAGUACAGUUCCGACAUCUUCAGCUGAGACCUCGACAAUUGCCACCUCGACCGCUGAGACUACUACAGUUCCGACAUCUUCAGCUGAGACCUCGACAGCCGAGACCUCGACAAUUGCCACUUCGACCGCUGAGACUAGUACAGUUCCGACAUCUUCAGCUGAGACCUCGACAAUUGCCACUUCGACCGCUGAGACUACUACAGUUCCAACAUCUUCAGCUGAGACCUCGACAAUUGCCACCUCGACCGCUGAGACUACUACAGUUCCAACAUCAUCAGCUGAGACCUCGACAAUUGCCACCUCGACCGCUGAGACUACUACAGUCCCGACAUCUUCAGCUGAGACCUCGACAAUCGCCACCUCGACCGCUGAGACUACUACAGUCCCGACAUCUUCAGCUGAGACCUCGACAAUCGCCACCUCGACCGCUGAGACUACUACAGUUCCGACAUCUUCAGCUGAGACCUCGACAAUUGCCUCCUCGACCGCUGAGAUUACUACAGUCCCGACAUCUUCAGCUGAGACCUCGACAAUCGCCACCUCGACCGCUGAGACUACUACAGUUCCAACAUCAUCAGCUGAGACCUCGACAAUUGCCACCUCGACCGCUGAGACUACUACAGUCCCGACAUCUUCAGCUGAGACCUCGACAAUUGCCACCUCGACCGCUGAGACUACUACAGUCCCGACAUCUUCAGCUGAGACCUCGACAAUCGCCACCUCGACCGCUGAGACUACUACAGUUCCGACAUCUUCAGCUGAGACCUCGACAAUUGCCUCCUCGACCGCUGAGACUACUACAGUCCCGACAUCUUCAGCUGAGACCUCGACAAUCGCCAUCGACAAUUGCCACCUCGACCGCUGA